CCCGCGGGUUGAGGGGCAGCGCAGCGUGAGUGCGGGGGGAUGCGGGGGCGGCGGGGCCGGUGCCCGCGCCCCGGGCGGGCGGAACGUGCGGUGUCGGUGUAACAGCGCCGGGAUAGUGGAUGUAUCAACAGAAGGUGUUGACACGGGAUUAACCCUUCCCGUCUCCUGCCUUUCAGCAUUUUCUCUUACGGCCCGAGCUCAGCCAGAGGCAAAUGUUUGAAAUUCAGAUGAGGAAGGCGUAAAUAUUUUAUUUGGGGAAAUGGGUUUUUCGCGUGCCUGUGUGUGUGCGUGUACAUACGCAGGGCUCGUGUGUGUAGCUCUCCGUGAAAUGUAACGUUACAUUUCAAAUACCUGUGCUUAUUUCGUGGUAGUUUUUAUGACAGGGCAGCAGCGUACGGAUUUACAAUUAGCUGCGCCUAAGUUUGGGCCAGCCCUGUUCUGAAAAAGUGCCGGGUUUUACCUGUAACACUGAGCAGAUGUGUACAAUGGCACAUCUCCUGUCUCGCUGCCGGUACAAAUACACUCUGGAAAAGGAUAGCUGCCUAUAUUUGGGAAAACACAACACGCCAAAAAAAUCAUUAUUUAGGUUUUUAAUGCGGUCAUUCUUACUUAAAACUGCCUCGUAAAGCGUGGAAGAUAUUACACAUUGUUAUACUUGAUAGAUGGGAAAAUAAUGCAACUUUUAUUCUUUUGUAUCAUUUCCUGCAUGUAACCUUCAAACAGUGCUCACAGUUAGAGAAAGAAGAACAGGAGCGAUUCAAAGUAGUCUUUUUAAUUUAUUUUGUUUUAAUCUUGGGCCUAAAAUAUUUUUUUUUAAAGUUUUGAAGGGUUCAGCUUCUUUUUCUAUUUUCUUCAGAGACAUUCACAGUAAGGAAGGUAAUAAUUAGAUACUUCUGAUAGGUGAGCUGUAGUACUCUAUGGAGUACUAAAAGGAAAUUAAGAGAAUUGACACAGAAGCCAGCUUCAAAUUUUACUUUCUUUUUUAACCUCCAGUCUGGCAUUUGUUGUGAAUUUCAGCUUAAAAGGAUAUUUUGUUCAGCUUUGUCCUAAUUUAAGUAUAGAGAUUUAUUUUCAAGAUUGAAGAUUAGAACAAUGGGAAGGAAUUGCAGCUUAUAUACUUAUAAUCUUACUGAGAGUCAACUUAAAAGUAUUUAAUACAGCUAUUCAAGUAUCCUCUUGUCAUUUGUUUUAUGCCAGUUAGUUGUAAUUUCUUUCUGUAACAUGGAUUGUUAUAAACCAUGAAAAAAAUGCUUAUUAUCUGUAUGUAUAAUUCACUCUCAUGAACAAAUUAGAUUUUUCUUCCAUGAGUGAACUAUAAUAUGAAAUUUAAUGUUCUGACCUCUCUUAUGCUGGAUUACUAAAAACAGUGUCAUUUAGCUUUUCUGAAAGCCCAAGCAUAUUUUUGUUGUUGGUUUAAUGUGUUGUUUUAUAUUGUUGUUUUUAAUUGUGGAAAAAAGUAACAUUACACAUGUAAUUUUCACAUCACUUCUUAAUAUAUGCAGACGCUAAAGUUCUUGCUGUGUAAAAGAAAAAGUCUAGUUGUUCCGGUUUUUUCCUGGGAGCUCUGAUGGCCAGCAUUCUUGCUAAUGACAGUCAUUUCUCUGGCAGGAAGAUGUUUUUAUUUGUAUUUACUUUUCAGUACAGGGCAAUUAUGCUCCUCUGUGUUGUGCACUCUUCGCAGUUCCUAUCUCCAAAGAAUUACAGUGCUUGGAACAGGACUGCGGUUUGAAGCAGAGGUCACGGAGUUGAUGAGGAGCUGCUGGGAAUCGGGAGCUGCCUGGACCACAAUGCCCUACCCUGCUCCUGGCCUUGGGAAGUUGUGAGCUGCUCAUGUCCAUAAGGAGGAAGGAUGGCUCAUGGAAUUCCUUCACAAGGCAAAGUUACCAUAACAGUGGAUGAAUACAGCUCCAACCCAACGCAGGCGUUUACACACUACAACAUCAACCAGAGCAGGUUCCAGCCUCCACAUGUGCAUAUGGUCGACCCUAUCCCAUAUGACACUCCAAAACCAGCGGGCCACACGCGAUUUGUCUGCGUCUCAGACACGCACUCCAGAACAGAUGGCAUCCAGAUGCCUUAUGGGGACAUCCUUCUGCACACGGGCGAUUUCACCGAACUGGGACUGCCCUCAGAGGUUAAGAAGUUUAAUGACUGGUUAGGAAACCUACCAUAUGAAUAUAAAAUAGUGAUUGCUGGGAAUCAUGAACUGACAUUUGAUAAGGAAUUCAUGGCAGACCUUGUUAAACAAGAUUACUACCGCUUUCCCUCUGUGUCCAAAUUGAAACCAGAGGACUUUGACAAUGUUCAGUCACUCCUGACAAAUAGUAUUUACUUACAAGAUUCAGAGGUAACAGUUAAAGGAUUCCGAAUAUAUGGUGCCCCAUGGACACCGUGGUUUAAUGGAUGGGGCUUUAAUCUACCCAGAGGUCAGUCUUUGCUAGACAAGUGGAACCUUAUUCCUGAGGGAAUUGACAUACUAAUGACACAUGGACCUCCCCUUGGUUUUCGAGACUGGGUUCCAAAGGAGCUGCAGAGGGUGGGUUGUGUGGAGCUGCUGAACACAGUGCAGAGGCGAGUAAGGCCCAAACUCCAUGUCUUUGGUGGGAUUCAUGAAGGUUAUGGCAUCAUGACAGACGGUUACACGACGUACAUCAAUGCUUCAACGUGUACAGUCAGCUUCCAACCAACCAACCCUCCAAUUAUAUUCGACCUUCCGACCCCUCAAGGAUCCUGAAGCACUACUGCACAUUUGGAACUGGGGAAGGUCUAUAAACUGCCAUUUUCUAAUUAUAAAA
Pipra filicauda (Wire-tailed manakin) is the source of this 2795-nucleotide messenger RNA. It is a transcript of the gene MPPED2, whose product is annotated as metallophosphoesterase domain containing 2. Lineage: Eukaryota; Metazoa; Chordata; Aves; Passeriformes; Pipridae. The coding region runs from base 1850 to 2734 and encodes 294 amino acids. Gene Ontology annotation, molecular function: hydrolase activity. The record is from RefSeq and is a predicted model, not a curated record. The transcript has 7 exons.